UUGGCUGGCUCGCUCCAGCCGCAGCCCCAGAGAAUGAAUGAAAUUGAAAUAGCUGCUACAUUACAUGUACAAUACCGGGCUCUGCGGUGUUGCAUUCUAUCAUACUAUACCAAAAUGGCCACAGCGGUGCAGAACCCCCUCAAAUCGCAAUCUGGAGGUGCAGUCAUCAAGAACAGUCUCGGAGAGGAGUUUUACAAGGAGGCCAUUGAACACUGUCGCAGCUACAAUGCCCGUCUGUGUGCGGAGCGCUCCAUGCGGCUCCCCUUCCUGGACUCCCAGACCGGCGUGGCCCAGAGCAACUGCUACAUCUGGAUGGAGAAGAACCACCGUGGACCAGGUCAUGCUCCAGGUCAGUUGUACACAUAUCCUGCUCGCUGCUGGCGCAAGAAGAGACGGCUUAACAUCUUGGAAGACCCCCGGCUUCUACCUAUCGAGUUCAAAAUUGACUACGAGACUUCACUAAAGAAAGAGGGGGGCAUCCCAGACGGCCCAGUGCUGGAGUCGCUGCUUUCUGGGGAAACGCUGGAAAAGAAAGUGGAAACCAAGGAAGAGGAGCCAAUGAGUGAAUGUCAGAAGUUGCUUGUUGGGGAUUUUCCUCACGAGCUGGAGGUGGACGACAUGGAGGAAGACGUCCCAAAGCGCAAGAACCGUACCAAAGCACGGGCCUAUGGUGUCGGAGGAAUGAGGAAAAGACAAGAGCUGCCCGCCAUUGAAGACAGAGAUAAGCCUUACGUCUGUGACAUCUGUGGCAAGCGAUAUAAGAACCGUCCAGGGCUGAGCUACCAUUACACUCACACACACCUGGCAGAUGAGGAGGGUGAAGAGGACUCAGAGCGACACACACUUCCCUUUCAACGCAAGAGCAACCACAAGCCUAAGAAAGCACCGGACGGCUCUGUGAUUGCCAAUGGCUACUGCGACUUUUGCCUUGGAGGCUCAAAGAAGACGGGCUGUCCCGAAGACCUUAUCUCCUGUGCGGACUGUGGACGCUCAGGCCACCCGUCCUGUCUGCAGUUCACAGUGAACAUGACGGCUGCGGUGAGGACUUAUCGCUGGCAGUGCAUCGAGUGCAAGUCCUGCAGCCUGUGUGGCACCUCUGAGAAUGACGACCAGCUGUUGUUCUGUGACGAUUGCGACAGAGGCUACCAUAUGUACUGUCUGAGCCCUCCCAUGUCUGAACCACCAGAGGGGAGCUGGAGCUGUCAUCUGUGUUUGAGACAACUGAAGGAGAAGGCCUCAGCCUACAUCACCCUGACUUAAUCUGCAGAGCUCGUCCUCGUGGCCCCUCGCCCUCUCCCGAGCCACCUCUCCGUCACUCCUCCUUUCCUCCUGGAGGUGUUUCUCGGCACCUCCACCUCUCCCCUUCUACUGAUCUACUUGUCGGCGCUCCCCUCACGAUCCGUCCCUGUGACCUUUGGAGCACGCCGAUUGCCCACAGGGCCGCGCCUGCUCUCGAGCGUCUCUCCAGCGGCGAGCCGCGCACCGUCCUCUUUUGUCCCUGAAAUUCCCCUUUGUGCUUGACCCAACUGCAGCCUUCCCCUCCCUCGUCUCAGCAGAGGAAUUCAUCAGCGGGCAAUAAGUUUGCCAGCAAGACACACACUUCAGCCCGCCAAGGGCACUUCUGAGGCACACUACUCCACAGGAACCCUCAUAAGGGCCCUCGGAUGAGCCCUAAUGAUCUUCAGCUGUGACUCUGUCAAGUAGUGAGUAAAAUUUAAUAAGAUGGCGAUGUGUUCAAGAGAGGACGAGGCAGUGAAGAACCAUGGAGCAGUGCGGCUCAGUGUUUUCCCAACUGUGAAAUGUACAUUCAACCAAAAUUUUAUUUUCUUCUCUCUGUCCUCCUUUGUGUACGGCAGAGCUGCAGAGACACCGAACCCUCCUCUGGUAUUUGUCUGGAUGUCUCUUUCAACCAGGGAGUGAAUUGUACAGAAUUAAAAAUGAUUUUCAAACCACAACUCAUGAAAAGACUCGGCCGAGUGGUAAAGAAGGAGCAUCCGGACAGGAACUCAGACCAUCUUUGACCUCACCCUUUCUUCUCUCCACGCAUCUGGUCCCCACAAUUUAACGGUGCAUUUUCGAGGCGGACACUGAAAGUUUUUAGUGCAUGGCAAUGGCUCCUGGAUACAGGGAGAGAAUGAUUUUUUUCCCCCCUCUCGAAUCAGAUCAAACAGUCUAUUUGAAAAAUAACAGUUAUGGCUUAGCAGCUCUCGCAAGCCUGAUCUGCAUUCCACCUGUGCUCCCACGAAAACCAUGACUGUGAAACCAGAGCAAGACUGUAAGACUUCUGGUGCUUGGUGUGUGUCGUCUAUGAUUUCAGAAUGUAGGACUGGUGAGUGGAUAAUGCAGAUCUCAUGCAGAGGCCUGAAAACCUAUAUUUUCUAUGAUUCCUAUUAUUUAUAUGUGUUCAUUUGCAUGUUAUUAUUUUUAUUCUUAAAAAAAAAACAAAGAACUUUUAAUUGAACUGGAAAAGAAAGCACACUUAAUUCGCAAUAACGUGUUUGUGAUACGAACUCUUUAGCCACCCUUUGUGAGUUUAAAGCUCUGUUUGUGCCUGUGUCUGUUUGUGCGUUCGUUGAGCAGUACAGAGACUGUGGCCAGUAAAACACCAGUUAGAUCCGUGAACAGGACAGAUAGCUGGCAGGUGACCUGAAUGUAGGAGAACUGAGGACUUAACCAUAUAGGCAAGCUGGCAGAGGUACACGUCUCAAUGCAAGUCUUAGGUCAAAAGUCGCUGGUAAAAUAAAAACAAGAUGUGUUAAAGGAACGGUUUGAAAAUUUAGAUCUCACCGUGCAUCAUUUGAUAUUUUACAAUGUCUCUGCGUUGACUCCAACAAGUCGACAGUCUGACACAUAAUCCAUUGUUAUUAUUUUUCAACAAAUACAUUUAAGCUUUUAAGGUCAGGGCAGCCUCAUUUUGUUUAUUCAUGAAAUAGCAAGCUAUGUUCCAAAACUACAGAACUUGGGUAGAAACCUACCCCAGCAAGCAGCACUGGUAGGGAACUUUUGAUAUUACCCUGAGCCUUUAAUUUGGAGCUUUAUGGUAAAUGGUAAAUGGCUUGUACUUGUAUAGCGCUUUAUGUAGUCUGAAGACCCCAAAGCGCUGCACAUUACAAUCAGUCAUUUACCCAUUCACACCCUCAGGAAGGCAGGAAGGAAGGUUGCUAAAUAUUUCUGAGUCAUUGGAUAUUUCCAGCAUUAUUAUCCGCCCGUUCCAGAUUAAACUCCUAAACAAUUCAGAAUUUCUACAAGUUGCAACUGUAAGAGAUUCUAAAUGAAGGAUUUCUCCUUUCAACUUUUUGCGGAGACAGGGUACACUAAACCCUCCAGUCAUAGGAAUAUUUGUUUAUCAUAAAUGUGUAUUGUUGGCAGGUUUUAAGAAACAAGGCACAUAGCUGUGGGUGCAAUGCUCUUUCAGGUCAUGUUGCAAUAGCUUUAUUUUCUUAAAACAUCUACAAUUGUUUCACUUUUUUAUUUGGAGUGACUUUAGUUUUAAAGUGUGACUGCUUUAAGAGAUUUACAAUUCUGCAACAGUUAUGUCUGUAAAACACAACAAUUCCUAAUCUAAGAUCCUUUUCAUCUCUCAUCUUCAACAACUGCAGUGAAUAAGGAAAUCUGCAUUCGACAGCACAGUUAUAUCUUUGUGCAGAGCUUGAAGUUAACAUUAUUUAGACAAACUAAUUUUUAAUCCUCGUUACUUUUAUUUUGUUGCUUUUUUUUAUUGAUACCGAUUUUAGCAGACCUGUCUUUCACAUUUUGCAGAAAGUACUUUUAAAAAAGUUCUCAGAUUUUGUGCUUCCUCUGACCUUAUUCUUAAACACCUCAUACUGAGAAUAAUCUAUAUUCCUCAGUCAUAACUUCCACACUUAAAGGAAAAUUGCCACUGCUACCUGGUAGAGCUUGGAUUUGUUGCAUACAAUCGGGAAAGACCCCAACAAUCCGAACACCAGUCAGGGCUGGUCAAGCUAAAAAUGGUCGGAUUCUGGUCAUCAAACGAUUAACGGACUGAUGGUAAAUGGACUGACUCAAAGCGUUUUACACUAUAACCAAAUUCCCCCCGUCGCACUCUCUAACUCACACACAUUUAUACACCGAUCCACAGAUUGGUAGGCAACCUGGGGUUAAGUGCCUUCCAGGAGGAACCUGGGAUCAAACCCUACUGCUACUCUUCUCACUGAGUCAGUAAUAAAAAUAACAAUCAUCCCUUAUCAUAAUUUCAAUCAUUAUUAUUCAUCAGCUCGAGUAAUCGGGCGGAGAUGUAAAAAAAAUUAUAGAUUUUAGGACAUUGGGCUUGUCACAGUUAAGUAAAAAUCAACUAAAACAUCUCACAUCCACAAAACUUCAUUGAUUUCUACUAAUGUGUUAGAUUUUAGCCAUUUUAAAACUUAAAUGCUUCAGUACACUGAUUUCACAGUUAUUGUCCCAUUCCCUGGGGCAGGAGGCAGUCCUGGGAGUUUGGCGUAUUCCAUAUGAACAUAACAGUAACUUUCAGUUCAAUUCAAUUCUAUUCAGUUCAGUUCAAUCCAAUAAUACUUCACUAAUCCUGAAGAGAAAUUACAUCAGAACACUUACCGCGAUUAUUUUUCUGUUUAAACCGGCAACACUGACAGUAGCCUGUUGAGGAUGAGUGAGCCUCUCAGCAUCAGUGAGUCUAUUUCACCUAAAGGCCACUACAGCUGAAACGUACAAGACAAACAGCCCAGGGAACUUCAAGGGUUCAGGGUAAUUAGGGUUCAGGGUAACAUAGCAGAAACAUGCUGGUAGAUUUCAAAUGUUUAUUUAUAAAGAGGUGAAUAUUUUUACCUUUUCUUAUCAUUGAUAGCUUAGCUGUGUUAUUAAGAUGAAUUCUUUAAACCGGUCCUCUUUCUCCACUUUACAAAGUAACAAAAUAGGAAUAGAAAAAACAGCAAAACUGACAUGCCAGACAUGUUCUGGCAACCGUCACAGCUUAUAAACAGUUUUUGUUGCCAGCUAAGAGUUGCCAUUAAGGUGAUUUUGUCCAUUCUUACAGCAAGAUUAUUGAGAUGUUUUAGAUGUGCCGCUUAUGUGAGUUCACUCUAAUAAUUUUCAAUACUGUUUAAGCCAGGGACCUCUGAGGGCCUCAGCAAAUCUGAUCCUGCACCUUUUAGAGUACUCCACUAUGGGUAUUAAGGCAAGUUUGUCAUUAUUAUAUGCUGCUUCAAAAGGCUUGAUUCAAGGAUACUGGAAGAACCAUACUAGACCUGGAGGAACCAUACUAGACCACUUGACUGUAGUUUUAUGCCUUUUGCCCAGAGCUGUGCUGUAUCAGUGGAAUGGUUAGAUAGUAACAGCCGGGCCUCUUGAAUGACAUGCCAAACCAGCUAUGUAGGCUCAGCUAUGGGAAGGCAGAUCAAGUGAAGGGAGUAGAAAUAUAUUGCACAUGAUUACAAAUGCAAUUUAAAUGAGCCCUUGGUUUAAACAGGUGUUAAAUAUUUAAAUAUGAACUAACAUUAUAUUUUGGCAGAGCAACGACCUAGCUGGUUAGGGUCACCCGCUGGCAGGUUGACGUUAGUGUUAGAUCACCAUUCACUGAAUGAGUAAAGAAAUGUGCGAAGAUUUGCCAGGCCAAGCUCAUUUGUGGCAAAUCAUUAAAGGUUUAAGUCAUCACUUUCAACUUAAAGCCAGCUAAGCAGUUAUCCAGUAUUAAGGGAGUAAAAGUAUUCACAAACCUUUAAUUUAACACGGCAAAAUUCUAAAUGGCAAAGACUAACCGCCAUAAAGUGUGAAAAAACAAACAUUUUUUAACCAAAGUUUUGCAGUUUAGUACGUCAGACAGUGGCCCAAGUAGAAUUCUUAGUAAUGCAAAAAAUAUUUGUUUAAAUACAUUUUCUAAGGCAGAUGAUUCGUGUGGAUGCAUUAAUUCAUCUUUAUGUCAGUAGGCCAAAGGUACUGUUCAAGCUUAAUGUCAAAUGUUACUAGAUUAAUUCACGCUGUUUUGUGUCUUGCCAUGUAUGCUGGUGUACUGAAAAACACAGAUUACAUGGGCCUAAAGGUGUGAAAAAGAAUGGGAUUUUGUAGAACAUCAAGUAAUGUUACACAUCUGAUGCACUACUCUUCUGAAUAGUGCAUUAUGGUCAAAAGUGCUGCAUUCACAGUGUUCUGCUGGGCCACGACAGGGUAUGUUACUUUUGCCAUGAUGUCACCAUCUCAAAUACUUCUUUGCAUUUAAGUCAACAGACCAUCUAGCAAUGGAGUUUUUGAUGUUUUCAGAGUGUGAUCAGAUUUAAUUGGGCAGAAAGUAGGUCAAGCAAUCAGUUGCACUGUUAAGUGACUUGAGUGCGAAGCUUAGAAUAAUGAUAAGUAAUGUUAUUCAUGGGUCACUACUCUCACUGCUUUUGUUUUUUUUGUGUGUGUGGGCCACAUUCACUAGGGCUGCACAAUAUUGGGAAAUCAUGCAACUACAAUAUUAUUGUUGAAUCCUGCGAUGACAAUACCAGUUCUAUGUCCACAUUUUUGUCGUCCCUCUCUUCCUCGCUGUUCGUUAUAAUCCUUCCCACACGUUCUGAUGUCUUUAACAUCUUGGACACUAUGACCUGUCAGUGUCCAAAGAGGGGCCUCCGCUGAAGCUCCAUUCAGCAGGUUGAGUGUAUUAUUGGAAUUCAUGUCACUUGGAAUGUAAUAGCCAAGAAAUGUGGCUAUUUCAACACUCCUUCCCAAUGUUAAUGUUGUACAGACUGACACGGAAAUAAGAAUAUAUUUCUGAUAUAUCGUGCAGCCCUGAAGUAGGCCAAAACAUGAUGGGAUUGAAUUGUUAAUCCUCACUUUGCUCAAAACAGAUCGGUUUGUCAUAAUGACCUCAGUAUGCUCAGCAUGCUUUCUUUUAGCUUGCACCACAAUAGAUUUCCUUCUCUAAUUUAAAGUCCUAUAGUUUUUAUCUCUAACCAGUUUGACUGGAUUUUUUUAAAAGCCACUUUAAUGGCCGCAUGUGAUGAGCAAAGUGCUGAGUAAGAAAGAUUGACUCAGCAUUUUCAAGUCAUUUGCUACAACAGAGUAGAACGCCAUUGAUUUGUCUGAUUGCUUUAAGCUCGGAGACAAUAGCUGUAAAUAUGAGAAGCGACUUGGGAGCAACAGAUUACCGUUUCAUGCAAUGUUUUACCUUCUAAUGUAUGCAUCAAUACCACUCAAAUUUUGUUGUCUUUGGUUAAAGUUGGGUGUCAUUUUAAUCACGUCCCACAAAGGAAGAUGAGAAAUCAAUUAGCUUGUACAAGAUUACCUAAACUGUAGUCUUUAAGGUUGUCUAGAAACGGACUGCAGGUGAAGGCACUGAGCCACUAUCUCAGCUAAGAGGAACUCCAACGGUGCAUGAAAUACUCUUGGUUCGUCAGUGACGGCACAAGAAGCAAAUUUUAACCGUAUACGUUCCUUAUCAUCAUGUUUUGAGUCUUCUUUUUCUUUUGUUGUAUUUUACACAGUGGGGCUACAGGCUCCUUGAGGGUGUUUUUGUGUGAUACCGUACCUCGACUUUUGAAGAAUCAGUAAAAAUGCAAAUUGAACCAAAAUAGUCCUUUUUUAAAAACACUUCUAAGGGUAACCAGUUACGUGGCACAAAACUAAGAGAUGCUGGUCUUGUCAUUCCUUCUCCGUUUUGUGCUUUUGCCGUUUUGGUUUAGUACCUCAUAAAGGCUCAGUUUGCCAAAGACCUUCACACAGAAAAGGUUUCAAUUCAAAUCCAUCCUGGGGGCGUUCUGUACCCACUGUGACAACUGAUUAAAAGUAAUUUUCUGUAAUCUAAUAGUCGUUCAAACAUAAGGAAAUUUAAAUAUAUGACCUCAGUAUAAUCUAUCAGCAGAGAGUCAUUCACAGUUAUUCUGCUCUUAUUAGGGGUUAUUGUCUUAUUUCAUAAUAGUCAAUUGGCUCAACUUGAGAUCAGAAUCAAAAUGAGUGGAAAAAGGGUGCAAUAAAAAGCACAGAAUAAUAUACUAUAAUCAGAUUAUGAUUGAUAUUUGAGCAGUUUUAUGACUAUCCUUCUUCAUUAUGCAUAUAAAACAUAUCUGGUAAGAGAAUUAGGCUAGUAUGCAAUGGACAAAUACAUGGGUAUAAAACAGAAGUGGGUGGGGAUGAAACUGCAGCAUGCAGCCAUAAAAAGGGAUAAUGAAUUGGCAAAAAGGGCAACCUGACCUAGAGCUCAGAAAACUGCACUGGGGUUAUGUUCACCUCUUUGCACUCGACUGUACAGAAUUCACACCUUGCACUCGAAUAGCCCCCUUUCACAUUAUCCUGCGUUAAAUCAGGGUGAUAUUUUCUCGCAAAACCAGUUUCCAAUGACUUAUCGUUUAUCAUCAUUAUACAGUCAGAGCUAACAUUUAGACUUGAAGUGUGCUUGAGUGGAAAUGUUUUUUGAUGAGCCUUACCUGGAAAAUAAUGGAAAUGUUUGUCUUUUGAAUGGUGAGCAAAGAUAAUGUCAGGCGGGGGGGAGGGAAUAGCCUUUUUGUGGGAGCUUUCUUGGCACUGGGAUAAGUGUGGUGGAAUCAAACUCAUUUUGAUUGUACUCUCUGGGGAGGGUGGGAAAGCCAUGUUGGGCUGUGAUCAUCUGAUGAAAUGUGAGCCUUCACUUUGUACAAAAUGGACAAACCAAUGUGAAGGAGAUGUGAGGGGUGGGGGUAACAGAAGCCACACCCGGAUCUACCGGCUUCCCAGUUAGCCCUGGUCUUUGGCUGCAGGAGCGGCUGCAUCCGGGCAUGCAGACUUUGGGCCACUGUCUGACUUUCCUGUAAAUUGUCGUUCUGUGAUUUUGCUUGCACUUUUUUUGUUUCCUUUAUCAAAAACCAGAAGCCAAUUGUAAGUAUGUAAGUGGGUGAGUGCGAUUGCACUGUUUAUUUUGAUUCUUGCCAUGUAAAAAAAAAACAAAAAAAAAAAACGUGAUUGUGUGUUGUUAUCAACACAGGAUGAAGAGCAAUUUUUAAUUUGUAUUUUCUACCUGGGAAGGAAGAUGAAAUCUUCUUGGACAUUUUUUAACCCCCUCAUACCCACCCACCCACCUCCCUGACCCCCCUCUCUGUCUUGUAUCUGGGGAUUGCUUUGAAGUGUGGACUGUGACAGCAUCGCUGCCAUCACUGCUCUAAGUCGUUCUCUGUGAAUUCAUUUGGCUUUCUCAACUAACCCACUUUCUUCCCUUCUUCCCGUGACUCUUUUUUCCAUUAAAAGUUGCAACUGAAAAACGAGCC
Messenger RNA from Fundulus heteroclitus (mummichog), 9182 nucleotides. It is a transcript of the gene dpf1, whose product is annotated as D4, zinc and double PHD fingers family 1. Gene Ontology annotation, cellular component: nBAF complex. The transcript has 12 exons. The record is from RefSeq and is a predicted model, not a curated record. NCBI's taxonomy places the organism in Eukaryota, Metazoa, Chordata, Actinopteri, Cyprinodontiformes, Fundulidae. Gene Ontology annotation, biological process: nervous system development. Bases 34 to 1260 code for a protein of 408 amino acids.